Messenger RNA from Dufourea novaeangliae, 16152 nucleotides. It is a transcript of the gene poe, whose product is annotated as protein purity of essence. The record is from RefSeq and is a predicted model, not a curated record. Lineage: Eukaryota; Metazoa; Arthropoda; Insecta; Hymenoptera; Halictidae. The transcript is spliced from 48 exons. The coding region runs from base 1 to 16152 and encodes 5383 amino acids. Gene Ontology annotation, molecular function: protein binding; zinc ion binding.
AUGGCGGCCAAGAGUGGUGGUAACGAUGAGUGGUCAUCGAUAAUGAAGCCAAUAUUAGCGGUAUCGCAAGGAGUGUUCGACAAAAACGAUAUUAUUGAAUUGGCAAAGAGUAUCGCUAAAAGCGAAAGCAAAUUUGUCUCCAACGAAGAACAAUAUGAAACGUUUUAUACGUCUGUGGCAGCUCUCGCGGCGGAUUACCUGGGCGGUUGUGCCAGUACCUUUUCCAAGAGCCAGAUAUCGACAGUUUGUCAAGCGUGCAGAGUUCUUCUUCAUCGACUCGUAGAAAAAUUAUCUAGACAUAGAGUUCAACCGGGUGAUGGCACAUCCGCUGUUUUAAAUACUAAGCAAUUGUUGCUUCCAAUACGUGCACUCUGUAUUGGUCAGUCCUUACUUUCAUCGACCGAAGAAACAGCUUUAACAGCCAUCAUAAAAAAUUCAAAAAUACCAUCGUACAUUAAGCCUCCUCUGUCUGAAAAUGAAAAGGAUACUUCGCAAUGUUCGAAAGAUUCCAUGCGAAUUCGAGGUGAUUUGUCCGGCAGCAUUCUGGAGCAAUUGACGAUGCCCUUGCAAGACUUUACAAUGUCCAUGCCUCUUCUUGUUGAAAAUUCCAGCGAUGGGGCAGGUAAAAGUACGAACGAUGGCAGUGUCAAUGAGAUUAGUACGGACACCAAGGCAACGUUCGUCGCAAAUAAUAUAAAUAUCCUUCGAAACAUGGGCGUAGGCGAUACGCUCUUAGACAUGUGUUUGAACCUCCCUCAUUUAUCGCGUUACACCCGAAAGUAUCAAGCGUAUUUGAACAAAAAAGGUUUUAGUCUACCAGCGAAUGCUUCAGAAGCGCACGCUAUACGGCACAGUCUACAUUCUGUAGCGGGUGACAUUAACGUCGUCCACAGUGUAAUGUCUUUGCCUUUGUUGGAACCUUUAACACCGACCAAGUUGGAAAAACUGUCUUUGUUGAGCAUGUCUUGCUUGUAUUGUUCGAUCGCAUAUGCGACUGCAUCUAGUAUCGUUGGAAUAACGAAUGCCGUUUCACCGAAAUGCAGCGCGAAUACUUCUGCUGCAGCGCAAACCAGUCAGAGCAGUUUGAAAAAUUCCGAAGAUGAAUACGAUACACUGGCGAUCACUGUUGUCGAGAAAAGUUUGGAAAUAUUUGGAAUGGUUUCGAAUGUGAUCAAAAACAGUACACGAGCAGGCGGUCACAUUUUGCAAAAUCAUUUGCUGAUCGGAGUCUGGUUACUGGUGGCUGGUUUGCAAGCUCAACUCUCGGUGAGCAGUUUCAGCGCGGCGGAUAAGGGCAAAGAAGAGAAGGGAAAAUCGCCGAGCAAAGCGCGUGAUGGAACGACACGGGUUAAUUUAAUGAAAGUUCAACAAGGUUUCGGUGUGCUCUCGGUAGCUUUGGCUUCUCAUGCACUUGCAUUAAUGAGUGCUCUUUUAGAAGAUCUGUCGGUCGAAGCGGUUAACGAUUAUACGGUUCCCCCCGAACCGGCGUCCUUAGACAUAUUAUCUACUGCCAGUGCGCUUCAAAGAGCAGUUACUUUUCUUCAAGCCGUACCACUCAAUCAUCUCUUAUUUUACUUGGCUACGAUCAGUUACAGAAAGGCCUGUACAUUGAAAAGAGUGCAAAAGCAUCCUUUCGAAGGCGAUGCUCUGAGUCAGUCCGAUUCAACGACGUAUUACGAGGAUCUGUUAAGUUGUUCGGACAAUUCUACCGACGAAGAGGAGGACAGCGAGCCUAUAUUGGGUUUAUGGUUCGAAGAAACUAUCGCUCCAUCGGAUGGAUCGCCUGCAAACGGUGCGAAAGAAUCAAGCAAUGAAACAAACGUCGAACGUACGAUGACUACUAUUGUUCCUGAUAACCGUGAACCUCAUGGCUAUAUAUCAUUGGCUACUAAGAUCUUUCAAUUCAUGAAUCAACAUUUGAUCGGUAGUAAAAGUUCGUAUGUGCGAGAAUAUGUUGUAAAUGGGUUGGUCGAGCAACAGAUGGUGAUAUUGGCCGCGAUUAUCAGAGAUUUAGAUCACGAAACUGCUAGAACGGAGACCGGUACAAUUUCGGUAUUCUAUGGCGCCACUUUAGGCGCGAUGUAUUCCGAGUUUUCUCAAGCAUUGAGUCGUUACACUCAUAACUUAUUAGCGCGAAAUACCUUGAGCGAAAGUCUGCAAAAUACCCUUCUUCAGCACCUAGGCGUCAAUCCAUGGUCUGGAACAGACAGUACAACUCCAUGUACUUGGCCUCUUCAAGUCUAUCCGAGAACGUUGAGUGUGUUAGCACAGGUUCUCCUAUUAAAACCUCAAUCGGAAAAAGAAGCUGCUUGCAUAAGUAUCUGGCAUCGUCUGGUGACAACAAUGGUGGAAAAUGUAUGCAAUCCACCCUCCACAUUCGAAGCAGAGAACGAAGACUUGAACGUGGAGCAUGCACAGUUGGUAUUGAUACUGUUUCAUUCGCUGAAUUUAAUGCAAAAAAAAUCAGUCCUACUCGUAACUGGUAGCGGUGCAGUACGUUGUAGCGAAGCGGUCAAGACUCCGAUGAAGGAUUCACAGUUACUGCACUUGUCGCGAUUGUUACUGUUGCUCGAAUACAUGAUGAAGCAUCUUUACGACGCGCCUCCAGCCUUACUUGAGCAAGUUCAAUGGAAUUUGUUCUCGGCCACGAGUUUGGUUUGCGACGCGAAAGAUGGCAAUAAACAAACUGCUCGAGUUUUUACACCAUGGACCGAAAUCGAGGACGAUUACCGUAAAUUCGGUAAUCAAGAUGAGUUCUCGAUGAAGCCUCGAUUUUACAACCUUUCUACCACGGAUUUUACUAAUCAAGAUACUCCGAAGCUAGAUGGAUUGGCUUGCAACUUCAUUCUGGGUGCACCGGAUAAGAUGAAAUAUCCGCUUUUGGUGGACGCGUUGAUAGAUAUUCUAAACGUAUUGAAUCAAACGGACAUGCAGAGAAAACCGGAAACCGAUGGCAAAGAUAAAGCUCCGUCGUUUAUGGGAUUGUGCGCGAUUCGGUACUGCUUUUCCAUAUGUUGGAGGUUAUUGUUAAUGUUACCACCGUCUACCCCGUAUAUGGAUAAAUUGGCUCUCGGUGAGGAAAUUCCCGCGGGGCCGAUGCUACUUCAUUCUCUAAUUUGGGGACCCCGAGCUGCGUACAAGACCUUCACCAGUUGGAUGAAGGACUGCUUGGUCAGGCAAGGAAUGUACACACAGUACGCGGAAAAUCUUUUGAAAACGGUAUCCUCCACUGUCAAUUCCAUCAAGUACGACGUUACGCUUGCGAAGAAUUGUAUUACCGCGUUAAGGCCGGAGACAAAUUUUGGAAAUAAAGUGAUGCCGAAAAGUGCUUUACCAAAGCUCAGUUCAUUGUGCAUUCUGGAUGCGGUUGUUGGCAAGUUGCAAGUGCUUUUCGAGGAAAGUAUAUCGAAAAAUCAAAAUGAAAAUAUUGAAAAUUCCAAGAAUCCGCAAAGCUCCGACUCUGGAAGCGGCACAAACGUCGUGCCCAAAAUGAUCAGCAGUAUUGUCCCGCGUGUUCUAUGGCUGACCGAGUCUAUCUUGACUUCGUGCCGAUCGAGCAUUCUUCAUCAAAUGCUGGAAUCCUUGGAACAAGAUGGUAAAUUUGGACCACGGGAUUAUUCGAUACUCGACGAUAUUGUUGCCAUGGCGGGUGCGAACUGGGCAACCGAAGCGUCUUUGAUCAGUUUCUUACCCAAUUCUGUAAAGUCUGUUCUCGACAAAUGGAGGUCGAUUAGUAUUUCCUAUAUUCCUUGGAACAUUCAUGCGAACGACAUCAUUCCGGCAGAAAGUUACAUUUUAUCCACAAUAAACGAUCACGUGAGCUCGCUCUCCGAAUAUUCAACGUUCUCCAUUAAUCCGUCUUUGAAGAUAUUACUGCACAGCUUGACUAGCUUCAUGGCAGAAUAUGUCACGGCUGAUACGGCGCCAGAAAAUUCGGACGUACGUUUUCAAGCUCUGGAUAUUUUGAUAGCAUUGUGUAUGGAUACUCGGACAGAUUACCUUCAGGAUAUGGCGAGUGAAACCUUAACGAAACUUCUGGGCGAUACCGAUAACGAGAUGCGACAACUACGGGAGCAUCUCUAUAUUUUACAUCAUACGUACAAUUUGAUUAUCGAAUAUACGAGUGAUGUUCAAGAUCCCGUGAACAUUGCCGUCGAUGAGAAAAUCUUAAAGCGGUGUAUAAAGUAUUGGGAACAAUUAUUGGAAAAGCCGGUCGGAUGUAAGGCCUUGGAUUUGUUUUUUGCACCGAACACGAACAAAUCUCUCGUUUCAGUUUUACUGUGUGUAACAUCCCCGCAAACGUCACGACAAUUUGCUACUCACGUUUUACGCUUUUUCAACGUGCUAUUCAAGAUGGCCGAAAAAGGAAGCGAUGGAUCGUUGGAACGUCUCUGUGGAUCCGUGUCGAACCUAGCAUAUGUGGAACCUGAAAAAUUGCUAACAUGGUUAAAACAGGUUAUAUUGGGAGGAACGAGCGUUUCUCCGAGCACAUCUUCGACCAACAUUCAAACACCAACGGUAGUGACAUCAAAUGCGUUGGUUCUUGUUCCUGGUACGAGCGAAGAUACACAAAAAUCGGAGGAAGUAAACAAUAUACCGAACAAUGAACAAGUUCAAUGGGCAGUUUUGUUGUCAGAUGGUUCUGCAAGUAAUAAUCAGUCAGCGAGUAUCACUGACGAACAGCAACAGCAGCAGCAGCAGCAACAACAACAACAACAACAACAACAACAGCGCCAGCAACAGCAUUCUAUGCAUGAAAAUAGUCGGCUGUUGCGAGCGCUUACAAACUAUAUAGUGAAAGAAAAGAGCGGCGUAGACGAAGGCGUACCACUUACAAUUCUACAAGCUCUCAUACCACUGGCUUAUCAAAUUCUAUCUUCCGCGAUCGAAGGAAAUGGUUUUUCGGAAUUGAUGAGUGUCAUGUCCAUGUUGGCUGAUGCGGGUUCCGAAAAAGGACAUUCUUUGUUAUUUGAAGCUGCGAUUGAAUGCAUGGAAGUGUGCAAGGAACAACUAAUGAACAAAGAUCGUCAGACAUUGUUGGAUAAACCUUUGGCGUUCGUUGAAGCUGGAUGCUGUAUAUUGAAUUACAUAGCGGAUGUAGUAAACGCUGUUUGUCCUCGGUCCAUAUAUUCCCAAGAUCGGGCGAGUAGUCCUCCUUGGGAAGGAAAUACACCAAUCAACGACCUUAACGAUAGCGACUGGAUGGACGACAUUCCGCACGAGGAUGAAGAUAGCGCUGCUGAAGAUUCCGACGAGGACAGUCUUUGCAAUAAACUUUGCACCUUCACUAUCACUCAAAAGGAAUUUAUGAAUCAACAUUGGUAUCAUUGUCACACUUGCAACAUGGUAGACGGAGUCGGUGUUUGCACCGUGUGCGCUCGUGUUUGUCACCGUGGGCACGAUGUCACGUACGCCAAGUUUGGAAACUUUUUCUGCGACUGCGGUGCGAAGGAUGAUGGAACCUGUCAAGCUUUGACUAAACGAAGCCCUCAGGCAUCGGAACACCAGAGCAACGGUGCCGUUGGUGUUGGCAACAACACAGCCUCAUCCUCGGUCGGUUGUUCGAGCGGUGUCGUUGCUGCUACAAGUUACAAUAACACGCUCGGAACUACUCUUGAGAACCGAGAUCUUUUUCCGAGCAACUUACGUAGACGUACAUCUAGCCCCCCGUUGUACUUGUACGACAAACAGGAACGUCAAAGUCGUGAAAAACAAAGAAACUCCUAUUUGUCGAAGCAGCUAGAAGCAUCGAAGGAUUGGAUACACGGACAUGUAUGGAAAAGCGGGCUCGUGUCGUCGUUGGUAGAUUUAACGCGAGCGCUUGUACCAACUGUGGAUGCAUUUUGUCAGAAAAAUUCAGCGGUCGGUUGUUACGCACGAGCUCAAAUGGCGCUCAAGCAGUUGCAUACUGUCGAUAAGAAAUUUGAAUACAUCGAUCAGUUGAUGCUUCCCACUUUGGGUUCGCAAGAGGGCGCGUUCGAAAACGUUCGAAUGAAUUAUUCCGGUGACCAAGGACAAACUAUUAGACAGCUGCUAUCCGCGCAUAUAAUACGUCGCGUUGCCAUGUGCUGUUUGUCGUCUCCACACGGCAAAAGGCAACAUCUUGCUGUUUCGCACGAGAAAGGCAAGAUAACGGUACUGCAACUGAGCGCAUUAUUGAAACAAGCCGAUUCGUCGAAGAGGAAGCUGACUUUAACGAGACUCGCAUCUGCACCUGUACCCUUUACCGUUCUAUCGGUGACUGGAAAUCAGUGGAACGAGGAUUUCUUGGCGGUCUGUGGAUUCAGGGAUUGUCACGUGUUAACCUUCAACACUUCUGGAACAGUGUCGGAUCAUUUAGUUUUGCAUCCUCAGCUGGAGACCAGUAAUUUCAUUAUAAAAGCAAUCUGGUUGCCCGGAUCUCAAACUCAGUUGGCAUUGGUCACGGCGGACUUUGUGAAGAUCUAUGAUCUUGGAAGGGACGCGCUUUGUCCUCAGUAUUAUUUCCUUGUACCAACCGGAAAGAUCAGAGACUGUACGUUCAUGCACGCGGAAGAUGGCGUCUUUUACCUGUUGAUAAUGUCUUCGGCUGGUUACAUUUACGGUCAAGCAAUGGAUGAGGAAAGUUCUGCGAAACACGGCCCUUUCUAUGUUACCAAUACUCUGGACGUAUACCAUCCGGACAUAAAGGAUAACGGGCAGGUUGGCGGUGGCGGUGUAUCGAUAUAUUAUUCGCAUGCUCUGCAGUUGCUGUUUUUCAGUUACGCCUGCGGAAAAAGUUUCAUAGCACCUCUGAAAUAUAUGAACACUGACUUGACGAUUGUAUUUCAAAUUAACCUUGCUGGCAACAAGAGUACAAAUGGAAACAAAUCGAAUAAUAAUCAACCGCAACCGUUGUGUCAGUGGAGCGAAGUACCGAAUCAUCCUGGAUUGAUUUGUUCGGUUCUACAAACUAGCAAUAAUCCGGUGAUAUUGAUGAUCAAACCAGACACGAUAAUGAUACAAGAGAUCAAAGUUAUUCCCGCCAAGGCUAAGAUAAUGGAUAUGGUUGCAAUAAGGCAUCCCACAUCGAACGCUGAACAGCGAACAACAUUGAUUCUAUUAUGCGAGGACGGUAGUCUGAGGAUUUAUAUGGCUGGAAUGGAACAAACCGGAUAUUGGAUGUCCCCGACCGUACAACCAACAAGCACAAUCAGCACCGUUAAAUCGACAAGAAAGAAGAAAACUACGAAAACGGUCAAACCUUCGGGUUCCGUUACCUUCCCCAUUGAUUUCUUCGAACAUUGUCAAGUGAUAAACGACGUUGAAUUUGGUGGCAAUGAUUUGCUACAAAUUUAUAACGUAGCACAAAUAAAGCAUAGACUGAAUACCACCGGAAUGUAUGUUGUAUCGAUGAAAACGGUGGGAUUUAUCGUUGAAGUUACCAAUAAUGACUCGGUUCUUGUUAUGACGGGAAUCAGGGUGCUUCUUGGAACUCAGGACGUUCAAAGAGCGCCGCUUUAUAUCGAGGUAUUUGGUAGAAUUAUUUAUACAACUGUAACGAAAAGUCGUUGGUUCGAUAUUCCUUUUACACGAGAGGAAAGUCUUCAAGCUGACAAAAAAUUGACCAUCGCUUUUGGAUCGUCACAAGAUCCCGAAGGUGUCACCAUGGUAGAUUCCAUCAAGAUAUACGGUAAAACGAAAGACGCUUUCGGGUGGCCCGAAGAAAUUGAGGAUACGCCGACUGGUGGUCAGUCAACGGCUGCUCCGGUGGCCACGAUAAACAGUGACACGGAUAAUUCUGUUGCUGUACCAACUCCACUGUCCUCUGUCGAUAGCUCCACGAAGGACAAUUCCUUUAAUAUCGAAAGGUUGGUCGCGGGAAUUCUGGAAGUUCUAGAACUGUCGUUCAAUAUAUCAUCGAACGAUGAAAACAGACUACCUUUAAAAACUACAGCCAUCGAAGUUGCCUCUCGAUUAUUGAUACUGCCUACUCCACCACCUGUGCAGAUGCAUACGACAGCGCUCUUGGCGUCUCUGCAUGCAUCGAAGCAAGCGUAUCAUUUGCACAAGGAUCACGUACUAUUAUCGCAUGUACUGGAUUCAUUGAAAUCUAUGAGAAAGCUCAGCGAUGCACGUGACAUAGAUGCGAAAAACUUUUACAGACUUGUACUUAUUGUUCGAAGCAUUUCCGUUUCCAGACCACAAAACCUUGCUAAAUUUACCGACCAAUACACAAACAAACCAAUCGAUGAAAUGGAUGUACCAAUUUUCGAAAAAGAUCGAGCAAGUAUCAAUCAGUCGAAUAGAAACGUGGAUGGAAGUCAGCAGCAUCUGGUUGUUCAACUUAUGGACAUAUUAUGGUCCUUACAUAUGGCUUAUCCAAAAAACAUGGCUUUAGCGCCCGUAGUUGUCCCAGGACUGACUCACGCCGAAGGAACGGUACAUGCGAUUGUUGAAAUAAUCCACGCAUUUGCAACAUGCGAUGUUGAGAAAAAUGUUCCCUUGGCCGCGAAAUUGUAUCUUCAACUGUUACUUUCGUCGGAUACGGCCAUCAGUUUUAGCGCCAAACAGGCGAUAAUUCGUGUUCUCAGACCGAGAUACAAGAGACGAAAAGUUUAUAUACCAAGUCCUCCCAAUUGUAGCACACCAGGAGCGAUUAUGGACUCGGAGGAAAAGCCAGUAUCGUCAACCGCGCAAUCGCAUCGGGAAUCUACAACAGGAACGUCAAGUUCAUCGGCAGCUGACCGGGAGACGGAACAACAAUUGGGCGGUGAUGUUGAACCGAUUGUAUCGGCAGUUGAUUCGUUAGCUGUAAUGCUCGCGACGAAUAGUAAUCAAGGUUCCAGCGUCCCAACAAGCGUUGCUAUGUCGUCCGUCGCUACGACCAGCAGUUCUAUCGGUGGUGGAAGCUCCGCUACUGGCAGCCGAGGACCAACUGCUAGGGGAGCGGUAAACUCUUUGGAGAUGUUGCUCGGCGCAGGAAAUUUCCCACAAGUUCUGGACGUACCACCGGAUACCGACGACGAGGCUAUGAUGGAACUUGCGAUUGCGCUUAGUUUACAAGAUCAAGAAGGAAGUGGUACAGAUUUGCAAGCGUUUCGACAGGGAUUCCAACAAAGUUUGUCGAGCUUACAGGGUUUGGAAAGCCUUCAAACCAUAAGCGGACCUGCAUUGCAGAGUCUACAAGCUUUAGCGGCUCAAGGAUUGGUUCAAGUUCAAAGUACAAGUCAGGGUCAGGAAGGCGGAGGGCAUUAUUCGGAUACGACUGCCUCUGCUGGAGGAUCGGACGACGAGGGAUCAACAGCUGCUACCGACGGUAGUACCCUGCGAACGUCUCCAGCGGAACAAGGUGGUAGUGGUGGUAGCAAGGGCAGCGAGAGCGGUGGAAGCGAGAGCGGAGGAAGUGCCGUAGACAGCAUGACGGGGGAGCAUAAUGUAUCGGGAAGGAGCUCCGCGUAUGGAGACAAUGUUGCCGAUUCCGUACCUCUGAUCGGACGAAUUGGAGUCAAUCAAGCGCCACGUUCCGAAACUAAUACCGUGGGUCUUCACGCGACUUUCACCGUGGCCGAACAGGAAGAAGGCACGGAACAAGAACACACUACCGAGCAAGAAAAUGAUACGAGUUGCGAGAUGACAACAAAAUUGUAUACCGUUCGAUUGAUGCUGCUCGACAAGCUUGUACAAUUCGUACCGCAUUUGACGAACGUACCCGGUGUCUUGGCCAUUCCAUUUAUGCAGGUUCUGCUAUUAUUAACACCCCACCUGGAUGGUCAGGAAGAGAAAGAUAAAGCUUGCGUCGAACGGUUACUUCGAAUAUUGGUAAAAGAGCUAGAACUAGAUAAACCAGAUACGCAAAACAUAUGUCAGCGUACCAACAAACGAGAAGUUCAUUUGGUUAUUAUGCGUUUUCUAAGCAUUGUAAUGUCCCGUUGGAAAUAUACUGCAAAGACACAAGCAGAAAAUUCGAAUUCCGUUCCUCAAAUGGCUGCGGCAAUACUCAGUACAGGAGGAAUAAUUGACUACUGUUUGACACUGUUAAAAGCGUUGUUGGAAUAUUGGAAAACUACAUCGACCGAAGAAACUGGCACUAUUCUCGGUGGUCAGUUACUCAAAGAGCAUUUGACAACUUCGCCGCCAAACAUGUCGCCGUUCUUUUUUCGGCAUUACGUCAAAGGCCAUGCCGGUGACGUGUUCGAACCAUAUCCACAGUUAUUGACUGAAAUGGUACUACGAUUGCCUUAUCAAGUUCACAAACAUGCUGAAAAUACAGCGGCACAGCCAGCCUUCGAACAACCCUGGUACUUUUAUCUUUGCGAGUACAUGAUGUCGUAUCAGACACCGUGCGUCAGACGACAAGUACGCAAGUUGCUUCUUUUCAUUUGCGGCAAUAAAGAGAAAUACAGACAGUUGCGCGAUUUGCACGCUUUGAUCUCGCAUGCUCAGUCGGUACAACAGUGCUGCGCCGCUGGUGGAUUCGAGCCCCUCCAAACGCUUGAUCGAACACCUGAAAUGCUGUGUCGAAAUUGUUUGGACGAAGGUGUUAGUCCUACGGUGUUGCAACUUCUACAAUGCGCUAUAUGUUCAAGCAAUAAGUCUAAGGAGCCCAAGGAAACCAAGGCGAAAGACUCGAAACCAGGAACUACUACGGGGAACUCUACGAAGGAAAGACGAGAACGCGAGAAAUCCGAAGACUCGGACACGGAAGCUAAAUUCGAAGAAGCUCAGUGUCUAGCUCUGGUUGAACAAAUUCAAAAACAAGUGCCGCCAAGUUUGUUGACGAAAUUCAUUCAAGCAUUUUUACUCGAGACCAACAAUACCAAUGUCCGCUGGCAGGCGCAUUCUUUGAUAUUGGCUAUAUACAAGAAUUGCGGUCCGGCCGAUCAAGAGAUUCUGUUGGACCUCCUGUGGCGAUUAUGGCCCCUUUUGCCUGCUUACGGUCGAAAAGCGGCACAGUUUGUCGAUUUACUUGGUUACUUUUCCUUGAAAACCCCUCACGCGAGCAAAAAGAUGCACUUUUACAUGGAACAGGCGGUCGCGGUAUUACGCGCGCAAAAUCAAUUGCUCGCUCGACAUCCGAACGCUAACCUGUACGCGAAUCUUGCCCAAUUUGUCGAAUUGGACGGCUACUACUUGGAGAGUGAGCCCUGUCUGGUCUGCAACAAUCCCGAAGUUUCCAUGUCGACGAUCAAGCUUUCGUCGAUCAAAGUCGAUUCAAAGUUCACCACGACCACGCAAAUCGUAAAAUUGGUCGGAAGUCAAACAAUCAGUCGAAUCACGCUUCGCAUAGGUGAUCUAAAGAGAACAAAAAUGGUGCGCACAAUCAAUAUAUAUUACAACAACCGAUCGGUUCAAGCGGUAGUGGAAUUGAAGAAUAAGCCCGCCAUGUGGCACAAGGCGAAAAAAAUUACGCUGACGCAAGGACAAACGGAGAUAAAAAUGGAGUUCCCGCUACCGAUUGUAGCUUGCAAUCUAAUGAUCGAGUACGCGGAUUUUUACGAGAAUAUUCAGGCUUCGUCCGAGACUCUACAAUGUCCACGGUGUUCGGCAAACGUCCCCGCAAAUCCUGGCGUUUGCGCGAAUUGCGGCGAAAACGUAUUUCAGUGUCACAAGUGUCGGGCGAUCAAUUACGACGAGAAGGAUCCUUUUCUCUGUCACGCGUGCGGCUUCUGUAAAUACGCAAAGUUCGAUUACACGCUCACCGCGAGACCUUGUUGCGCUGUCGAUCCUAUUGAAAACGACGACGAUCGGAAAAAAACAGUGGUAACGAUCAACGCGUUGCUCGAGAAGGCCGACAGAGUGUAUAAAAGUUUGAUUUCCAACAAACCAACGUUAGAGAUGUUAUUAAUUAAAAUAUCCGAACACCGUACGGAUCGCGGCUUGGACGAGGGUACCGCCGCCGGUAGUACAAUUCAAACGGCCAGCAGCGGAAGUACGCAAGUGAACAGAGCCAUACAAUUGCUCGCCCAAAAGUACUGCGGCGAGUGUAAAACUUCGUUCGAGGAACUUAGCAAAAUUAUACAAAGAGUUUUGGCGUGCCGCCGGGAACUCGUGGCUUACGAUCGUCAACAACGAGGUCAACAAACUGUUCCCUCCGGUUCUGCGAACACCAUUGCCGCCGAUGUAUCGUCCGUAUCAUCUGCAUCAUCUGCCAACAACAGAGAAGAAUCCUCGAUGGCGGGUACCGCGCCUCAGUCAACAACUCAAGUUGCAUCUUGUACGGUUGUCGCCUCGCAAACGGUAGGUCGAUGUUACGGAUGCGCAACCGCGGCCACGGAACACUGCUUGACUCUGCUGCGUGCUCUCGCCACCAAUCAAGCCGCCAAAGAUGUUCUUUGCAAACAAGGAUUAAUCCAAGAACUCGUCGAGCACAAUUUACGGAAAGGUACGGUACAAAUGCAGGAGGAGGUCCGUCAGUUGCUUUGUCUGGUCACCAGAGACAAUCCGCAGUCCACCAAAGAGCUUUGCUCUCUGCUAACUGGACGGAUCACCUUGACCCUUCGUGGUCGAGUUCCUACUUCGGAUCUGUCGGUGGCGGUCCGACACGAAAUGGCGCUGUUGGCCGCUCUAGUUCAGAAAGAGGAUACCUGUUGGGAACAGAAACUACGGUGCGUCAUGCAAUUGUUCUUGAUGGCUUGCAAGGAAUCGAAAAGUCCUGUCGUGAUGGAGAGUGUUAUACUGCCAUGCUUAAAAAUACUUCAAGGCCUGGUAAAACCGGAAGAACCGAUUUCGAAGAAGAAUAAAGAUAAGGCUAUCGAGUCAUUGGCGACCGUGCAACCGCCGGAAGGUAUUAGCAUCGAUGUCAACAAAUGGUUGAACGGUGAUCCGAAGCAUUCGUAUUCCGAAUGGAUUCAUCGUAUGCCGAGCAGGAAGUCCGGUCCACCUGCUGCGAAACCAUUGAACAAAGACGAGACUCGUGUACUUUAUCUGAUGGAGAAGUAUGGGCACAGAUGGCGUAAUCGGUGUGCGAGGCAACAAGGCGUUCAACCGUUGAAACUGGCCGAUGGUGCUUGGUUGAAGGAGGUUCUGUUCAAUCCGAGUUCGCGACUCGCGCGUCAAGUCGCAUGCAACAUGAUUGAGAGUCUUUGCCAAGGAACGGAACGAAAGAAAGAAGUGCUUGUCUUGCUCACGUGUUAUUUGGAGGAGUUGCGAACGGCCGGUGAAAGUAGCACCGAGUUUCUCACGUUGUAUCAAAGCUUGAUCAGACAACCGCCGUGGAAGCAAUUUCUCGCUGUUCGUGGUGUUAUGACCUUGCUCGCGGAUCUUCUGACGAGAGAGAUCGAAGAACUUCAUCGGCUAGAAGAGACAACCUUGACUAGCGAUUUGGCGCAAGGUUACUCCCUGAAGAUGCUGACAGAACUUAUGGCAACGUUCCUCGAGCAGGAAAACAUUAAACAACAUUACAAAGGUCGGCUGGUAGGGGCGGUUCUUAACGGUUAUCUCUCACUGCGGAGACUAGUCGUUCAACGAACACGGCUCAUCGACGAUACGGAGGAGAAAUUGCUGGAGCUUUUGGAAGAAAUGACCACCGGCACCGAAGAGGAAACUAAAGCGUUCAUGGCGAUCUGCGUCGAAACCGUGCAGAAAUACAGCAUCGAGGAUGUCCGGACGCCAGUUUUUAUUUUCGAACGGCUUUGCUCGAUCAUCUAUCCAGAGGAGAACGACGUCGGCGAAUUUUUCCUGACUCUCGAAAAGGAUUCGCAGCAAGAAGAUUUUCUUCAGGGCCGAAUGCUGGGAAAUCCGUACAGUAGUUUAGAGCCCGGAUUGGGACCGCUAAUGAGGGACGUGAAAAAUAAAAUUUGUCAAGAUUGUGAAUUGGUUGCUCUGUUGGAGGAUGACAACGGUAUGGAACUUUUGGUUAAUAACAAAAUUAUCAGUCUUGAUCUGCCUGUAAAGGAGGUGUACAAGAAGAUCUGGGUAUUGGAGGGCGGCGAGUGCGACGCGAUGCGCGUUGUCUAUCGCGUGCGAGGGCUACUCGGGGACGCCACCGAGGAAUUUGUCGAAAGUUUCAAUGCAAGCACCGAACAAGAAGUGAACAACGAAGAAGUCUAUAAAAUGGCGAACGUUCUGGCCGAUUGCGGUGGACUGAAAGUCAUGUUAAACAGAUUGGCCGCCAUACAAGACGUGAACCGAGCUCGACCACUCCUUCAAGUUCUUCUCAAGCUGUUUCGACUGUCGGUGAAGGUGAAAAAGAACCAGGAGGUACUUAGUAAGCCUGAAUUGGGAGCGGUGACGGUGUUUCUUGACGUUUUGCAACGGUGUCUUCAAACCGAAUUGGAAAAUUCACAAGCGAAAGUGACGGAGCAAUUGCUGGAUAUCAUGGAGACGAUUCUGACGCACGCGGCCUCGCAGACACUCUCGAGUUUCGAAGCUUUUUCCCGUACUUUGGGCGGCCCUGAACAUGUAAAGGCACUCCUCUCCUGCACUCAGUCCGCAGCGGUUAGACAAAGUAAUAACGUGCUGGCCCAUCUGGCGCGAGUCCUCGGUGCGCUCACUUAUGGUAAUCGAGAAAAGAUGGCUUUACUUUGUGAUUACUUUAUACCUGUGUUAAAUUUUUAUAAAUUCGAUUUCGAACAUACGCCGGAGGACGAGCAAAAGCUCGAAAUGUUCUGUAUUCUCACUCAGGCUAUUGAACGUAACGCGAUUGGAAAUACUCUGAAAGAUUAUAUAAUAAGUAUGGGAAUUGUGAAGGAUGCCUUUGAAUAUAUAACCGUGCAUGCGCCUUGCGUCAAGCCUACGCUUUUACGUACCGAUAGUGACGAAUUGAAAGAUUUUAUAUCGAAACCGGCCCUCAAAUACAUUCUACGGUUCCUAACUGGUCUGGCAACGGAUCACGAGCCGACGCAGCUCGCAGUCUCGCAAAUUACAAUCAGUAUAAUACACAGACUCGAACAAGUAUCCUCGGAUGAGCAUGUUGGUUCGUUGGCAGAGAUUCUCUUGGAGGCGUUGUGUACGAACAAACGUGUGGCAGAAUUGAUCGAAGAAGCUCGACAGCACACCCGUAGCGAGAAGAAACGCUUAGCAAUGGCGAUGCGCGAAAGACAAUUGGGCGCGUUAGGUAUGCAAACGAACGAUAAGGGCCAAGUGAUGGCCAGUGGAACGAUUCUUCAGCAGAUGGAAGAUCUGGGCGAUGAAACGGGAUUGGUCUGUGUUAUUUGUCGCGAGGGAUACAAAUUUAAGCCAAACAUGGUUUUGGGCAUUUACACGUUCACCAAACGUUGUAACGUGGAAGAAUUCGAAACGAAGCAAAGGAAAACGGUAGGCUACACAACCGUCACGCAUUUCAACGUUGUCCACGUGGACUGUCAUAUGUCAGCCGUGAGGCUAGCACGUGCUCGAGACGAAUGGGAAAGCGCAGCCCUACAAAACGCAAAUACCAAGUGUAACGGACUUCUACCGUUAUGGGGACCCCAAGUUCUGGAAUCUGCUUUCGCUAGUUGCUUAGCGAGACAUAAUACUUACUUGCAAGAAUGUACUAGUCAUCGCGACAUCUCAUACUCGUCGACUGUUCACGAUUUGAAAUUGUUAUUGCUGCGAUUCGCUCAGGAGAAAAGUUUUCACGAGGAUACGGGAGGAGGGGGACCUCAGUCAAACAUGCACGUGAUCCCUUAUUUGAUUCAUAUGGCUCUCUACGUAAUCAAUACCACACGGUCUGCAGCGCGAGAGGAUAAAACGUUAACCGGAUAUCUUGAAACACCUCCUGGUACUAGCUGGCUUGAGAGCUGUUACGAAGCCGAAGGUCCGUUUUACCAAUGCACCAUAUCUCUUCUGCUUCUGACACCAGCCCGUUGGAAAACAUAUAGAAUCGCUCACUUGAACAGAUUAAUCGUUCUCGCUCACCAGCGAUACGUUUCACCUUCGGCUGCUACCAAAAACAUUGUCGACGUUACCAUCAAAGAUUACGCAGCGUAUAAAAGUACCUUAAUAUUCUUUGGUCUAGUCGAUUCUAUUUAUGGCAAGUUCUUCAAGAAUGUCAGUGUGGUUUCCGAUGACCACUGGCCUUUGGUUUUGGCAGACUAUAUUAGGCUCAAUGACGAAGCCAUGUUGAAAGCUUCCGAACGUGUGCUCGCUAUUUAUCGCGACGAAUUACUACCCAGUACAUCGUUCGAAGAGUUUUGCGACGUUGUCGGUUUGUUGGAAGAGAUAACAAACCCUUCCACCUACAUAAAUGACAUUAUACGAAGUCUCGGUUAG